CUUACUUCUUAUUAUUCCUUCUGAAACUUAAUACACAAGAUGGCCGACCAGACAGAGAAGAUCACUAUGAGCUCAGUACAUGCCCGCGCUCACGUACAAGGAAAAGAUGUCGAGGUCCAACAUGAUAUCGACGAUCCUUUGGGUCUUUCUGCACACAUCAAGCUAGAUUCCGACAUGCCCAGAGCCAACACCUCACGCAAGCGUCGUCUAGGUCUCAAGAAGAAUCACCCGCUGCAGGAGUUUUACGAAACACAGAACCAGAGCAUCCGGGCCAUGCUCAAGUCGGUGGAAGAGCACGAGCAAGAGGUGACAGACGCUCACGGCGCCAAUACACUCAUGUACAACAUCUGCGUCAAGGGUUCUUUGGUCGCCAACAUCAUUCUCUCCGGUCUCCAGCUGUAUGGCGCUAUCUCAUCCAGCUCCCUCUCGCUUUUCACCACUAUGGCCGACUCCGUCUUCGAUCCCAUGUCUGGUAUAAUGCUGUACAUGGCCCACCGAGCCGUCAACAAAGUCGACCCGAAUAAAUACCCUUCAGGCAGAGCCCGUAUCUCGACUGCUGGCAACAUCGUCUUCUCCUUCAUCAUGUUUUCCGUCUCACUGGUCCUUAUCGUCAUGUCUGCCCGUGACCUGGCCGCCGGAUCUGAGGAGGAGACCAACAAGUUUCAUUUGCCGUCGGUCAUUGCCGUGACUGUUGCCUUUGCUACCAAGCUGGGACUUUUCUUCUUGUGCUGGACUGUGAAGGACAUUUACAGUCAGGUUGACAUCCUUUGGCGCGACCACCGAAACGAUCUCUUUAUCAACGGCUUCGGCAUUCUCACAUCUGUCGGUGGCUCCAAAUUGAAGUGGUGGAUUGACCCGAUGGGCGCCAUCAUCUUAUCCGUUCUCAUCGCUGGCCUCUGGCUCCAUACCGCCUACGACGAGUUUCAGCUGAUGAUCGGUGUAACCGCGGACAAAGACAUCCUACAGCUCAUCACAUAUAUCUCUAUGACACACUCGCCUCUCAUCGAAAAGGUCGAUACAGUGAGGGCUUACUACUCGGGCCCCCGGCUUGUUGCAGAGGUCGACAUAGUGAUUGAUCGCAACGAGCGAGUUGAGGUAGCACAUGACGUUGCGGAAGACCUUCAGAUUAAGCUAGAGAAGCUGCCCGUCAUUGAGCGUGCCUUUGUGCACAUUGACUAUGAAACUAGUCAUAAGCCAGAACAUAAUCUAAAAAAGCUGAUGUAA
Molecule: messenger RNA, 1224 nt
Organism: Fusarium odoratissimum NRRL 54006
Lineage: Eukaryota; Fungi; Ascomycota; Sordariomycetes; Hypocreales; Nectriaceae
Exons: 3
Coding region: 40-1224 (394 amino acids)
Biological process (GO): transmembrane transport; monoatomic cation transport
Cellular component (GO): membrane
Molecular function (GO): monoatomic cation transmembrane transporter activity
Source: RefSeq, a predicted model, not a curated record